CUUGGCAAUAAUACGUCAAUACGAAGUUAGAAUAAUCUUAUAAAAUCUUUUGAAAAAGAUAAAAUUACGGGGAAAAUGGACAUUUCUUUACAAAAGUCAAGUGAAAGAAAACAACGUUACAAUGGUAUUCUGGACUAUUUAAAAAAAUGUGAUAAAAAAAAUAUGUCAGCAUCCGAUUUGGAGGAGCUGAACCAGAAUAUUAAAAAUAAUGAUGAAAUUCAUAAAGAAGGUGCGGCAGCAAUGGAGGAGAUACGCAACAACAACGCUGAGAGCUUAAUGGAUGCUCACGUUCUAAAGAAAUUUCACGAGGUGGUUUCGAAUGUUUUGCUUGUAAACUCCGAAUUCAACGAAACGGUAAUUCCAAGUUUUAUUUCAAAGAAAUCUUUGAUCAAUCAAGGCAGAAACUCCGACUGGAAUGUUCUGGGUGAAAUAGCUACAAAUGUUUCCCGUAGUCUUCAAAUCAAAACAAGCAUGUUGGGGGCAGCAGAUGUCGAGCCUAAAGAACGCGCCCUGAAAGGAAGACAGAAACGCUGCCAAAAACGACUGGCUCGAGAACAACGUCCAGAGAAUGUGGGAAAAUUACAACAAAAAGAGCGCUGUGCUCAAAAAGUCAAUAUACUACUUAGGCAGUUAAAUAGUUUAUUUAAAGCAAACAAUUAUGAACCAAUACCUUUUUAUAAACUCAUCAUAGAUCCCAAUAAUUUCAUGAACACCGUUGAGAAUGCCUUUCAAAUGUCUUUUUUGGUGCGCGACGGUAAUAUUGCUAUUGAAAGGGGUGAAGAUCUAUACCCGCAAGUACGCAUUGCGAGAAUGAGUGAGAUGGAGUCUAUAACUGACACCACACAGGCAAUUUGUUCGCUAAGUAUUGAAUUCUGUGAGGACAUGAUACGUCUCUAUGGAAUAAAAGAACCUAUGAUUCACUUACCAAAUUCAUUCGAUGAUGAUGAGUCGUUAGAAAGUGACCAUGAAGAUAUGUAGUCAAGAAAUGCGACUUUCAGCUUUUUAUAUAUAAAAUAAAUAAUUGGUUUUUUGUGAUGAUUAUAAAUCUUUAGAAAGUGACUACGAGAAAAUGUAGUCUGAAAAUGUGGCCUUAAGCUUUUUAUAUAUGAAAUAUAUAAAAUAUCUUGUUUUUAAGUAAAUAUUUUAUUUUUAUGUGU
Glossina fuscipes is the source of this 1157-nucleotide messenger RNA. RefSeq names its product non-structural maintenance of chromosomes element 4 homolog A-like. Gene Ontology annotation, biological process: DNA repair. Gene Ontology annotation, cellular component: Smc5-Smc6 complex; nucleus. Bases 76 to 978 code for a protein of 300 amino acids. The transcript is spliced from 4 exons. The record is from RefSeq and is a predicted model, not a curated record. Lineage: Eukaryota; Metazoa; Arthropoda; Insecta; Diptera; Glossinidae.